GACUCCUUUAUGCUCGCCGUACUCGUAGAAUUGGGUCUGUGAGGCGAGUUUGUAAAGCAUCAAUUUCGUGCUCAAAGGGGAAGGCGCACGGACUGUAUUCGUGAGCAGUGACUGCCGACUCGUGUCUUUUCGCCUGCUGCUUGCCCACCACUCGACACAGACGCAAUGUCAGAACUGUAUCCGUCGAUUGCGCAGUGCGCUGUCGUGGCGACGGCCUUGAAAGUGCUGCUGUUCCCUGCAUACAAAUCAACAGACUUUGAAGUCCACCGCAACUGGCUGGCUCUGACGCAUUCGCUUGAUAUCAAGGAGUGGUACUAUGAAAAAACGUCAGAAUGGACCCUCGACUAUCCGCCAUUCUUUGCCUACUUUGAAUGGCUCAUGUCUCAGGCUGCUGCAUACGUCGAGCCUGCGUUGCUGAAUGUGAAGGACCUCAACUACGACAGCUGGCAGACCGUCUAUUUCCAGCGGAGCACUGUAAUUGUCACGGAGCUGGUGCUGGUCUACGCUUUGCACCUCUAUGUGAAGACGUCCAAGUCGAAAGUCACUGCUCAUGCAGCCGCACUGUCAAUUCUUCUUUCACCUGGUCUUCUGAUCAUCGACCACAUCCACUUCCAGUACAACGGCUUCCUCUAUGGUGUCCUCAUACUAUCCAUGGUGCUGGCGAGGAACAAGUCGACGCUGCUUCUCUCAGGCCUUCUCUUUGCAGCGCUCCUGUGCUUGAAGCACAUAUACCUCUACUUGGCCCCUGCCUACUUUGUGUUCCUCCUCCGUGCAUACUGCCUGGGUGAACGCCGAAAGUUUCCGUACUUCACCAUCCGCUUCUUGAACUGCGUCAAACUGGGCGUGGGUAUCGUUGCUGUUUUCGCCAGUGCCUUCGGACCAUUUGCGCUCUGGGGGCAACUCGAACAAGUGUUCAAGCGUCUAUUCCCAUUCUCCCGCGGCCUUUGCCAUGCUUAUUGGGCUCCAAACGUCUGGGCAAUGUACUCUUUCACCGACAGACUGCUCAUCUAUCUGGCUCCUCGUCUUGGCCUGACCGUUAAUCAGGACGCAGUCAAUAGCGUCACUCGUGGACUCGUUGGAGACUCUUCAUUUGCGGUGCUCCCCGACAUUGUGCCUCUUACGUGCUUUCUGCUCACUCUUGGCACUCAGAUUCCCGUCCUCCUACGCCUUCUCUACAAGCCAACGUGGGAAACCUUUGUCGGUGCGGUCACUUUGUGUGGCUACGCAUCUUUUCUGUUUGGCUGGCACGUCCACGAGAAAGCGAUCUUGCUCGUCAUCAUCCCUUUCAGCUUGGUGGCCCUCCGUGACCGCCGAUACUUUGGCGCUUUCCGGCCUCUAGCAGUGUCCGGCCACGUGUCACUGUUCCCUCUGUUGUUCACAACUGCCGAGUUUCCCAUCAAGACGGUCUACACCAUCUUCUGGCUUGUUGCUUUUCUGUUGAGCUUCGACAGACUCGCACCAGCCUCGUCCGAACGACGCCUCUUCCUGCUUGACCGCUUCUCUGUUCUGUACAUUGCUUUGUCUAUCCCCUUGAUCGCAUAUUGCUCGUUGUUCCACAGCGUCAUCUUCGGCUCCCGCUAUGAGUUCCUUCCUCUGAUGUUCAUCAGCUCGUACUCAGCUAUCGGUGUUGUGCUCUUCAAACGCAAGCCAGUGAAGUUCGACCCUACACCGAGUGACGUCGGAGACUACGAUGAGGUCUGGGUCAUCGAAAAGACGGGGGAAGUCUACAACGAGUAUGACAAAUAUCUCAGGCGGUUAGACUUCUAUGCUCAGAAGCUGUUCACCUGCGAAUCCACCGGGCAUUCGGGCUACACCUUUUUCGAGGCCAUGGAGAGCCAGGUGAGCUCUGAGCCUGUCUGGGAGGGCAUCAAGGUAACGGAAACGCAGACGGAGGCGUUAAGGGAGAUUGACAGCAUCUUCCCUGACACUUUGAGGUCGCGUGUCCUCCACUUCGUCCAAUUCAGGACCACUUCGCGUAUGGACGACUUGGUCAAUCUUGUUUUUGACGAGUUCAAGGAACAAUACAUGGUCGGCGACAGAGUCUGCAUCGAGGUCGAAGGGCCUAUCAACCGCCGUUACGGCGUGAUCACAGACAUCACCGACAACAGCCAGUUACAUCAGCAUGCCUUCACACGGUCUCCUGAAGAGCAGUACCGGGCCUACACCUACGUUAUCACCAUGGACGACAACAACGAACCCAUCACAAAGUACAAGGCUGCAGACCUGCAAAGAGACCGGAAGUACUUCUCAAAACUCAUCUUGAAGCAAUUCCUCCGUAGCACGGUGACGAGAGAGUCGUGGAUUGGUGCUCCUUGGAUGGCGAGGGAGCAUUUGGCCAAACGCUACAAGAUUCCCACCAAGAUUCCAGAUAACAAGACCCGGGAAUCGGUGAUGGCGCAGAAGAAGUUGACAAAUGGCUCUCACCCGAACGGCACGAGAUCACCCAUCCAGCAAACCCACCCGCACCAAUUGGCUAACGGAGGCGCGCCACAGACAAACGGACACCGACCCCAGCAGCAAACCCAGCAUGGGCAAGGGCCGUCUGCAUUCGUUCAGUUUGCAACAAAUCCCCCGCACGUGCAACACCUACCCCAUCUCAUACACCCACAUGCUCAGCAGAUGCACGGCGGACUACCACCACAGUUUGCGCAUCAAAACGGGCCGCACCAUCUACAACAAGGCGUCCCUCUCAACAUACCGAACGCCCUUCCUCCCAGUCUCGCGCACCUCAUCCAUCACCCACCCGGCGCGUUGCCUGUCAAUCUUCCAUUCCAGAAUGGAUUCAUGCAGUACCAGCAGUUUGCGCCCCGGAACCCUCCUCAACAUCAGCAACAACAGCAGCAGGUCUCUGUGCCGACAAAACACUUCGAGCCGAUCAAGUAUCCUAUCGAAGAUUUGGAAAUCUCGCAGCCUCGCCUGAAUACUCUACGACCUUCGCUGAAGUUCUUCUCAGACGACGUCCCGGACGGCGUGGAAGGGCCUGCAGAGGAAGACAAGACCGGUAUUCUGAUGAGAAGUGUCGGCCCGCUGCUGUGUGCGUGGGAGACCCUCAACGUACACGACACUAUCUACUCGCUCGACUCUUUCACGUUCGAUGACUUCGCAGAUGCCAUGCGGUACUCCUCGGAGGAGCAGGAAUGCGAGUUGUUUGUGGAAGUCCACUGUUCUGUGCUGAAGCAGAUCGUUGGCGAGAAUGGAAAACUCCAAGCUUCUCUGCCAAACAUGGCCGAGGCGGAUGAGUCGGAAGAAGAGGAUUCGAGUGAAGAGUCCACGCCAACACCCGAGCCAGAGCCUCCCAAGCGGACUACUCGCAGUAGUUUGAGGAAGUCUGAGGUGCAGCAGAUCGUCGAGAAAGCCCGGACACCAACCCCCGAGCCGCCAAAGGAGAUCCACAAAGCUGCCGCGUUCGUUGCUGACUUCGACUGGGUCGAACAGCUGAAGAUCAGGAACUUCCAGAACGGCGGCUGGCAGGCUAUUAUGGUAGCUCUGUUAUACCGCCUGUCUUUUGACCCACUCCAGAAGGAGACAUGCGACGAAAUCCUCGCCGUUCUCGUACCAGGUGCUCAGGAACCGACUAUUGAGAGCAUUGCGGAGAACUACCGCGACAUGGAUGUCAACCUGCGCGUCUCAGCGCUGGACCAGGUCCUGCGCCUGACCGUGACGACCGAGGCCUUCCGUGAUCAGCUCAACGCGGCGUCCCUCGAAAUGACUCGACUUCGCAAGGAGAAGAUCGAGUUCCAGAGGAAACGCAAAGAACUGGCCGAUGACUUGUUCAAGCUGGACCUGGAGCGCAAGAUCAAGCUACCCGAUAACACGCCAGCCUCGCCCUCGGAUGCGAAGGAGAAUGAAGACGUAUCAAUGCUCAGCGUGACGGAGUCUGUUGCCGAAGCUGCCGAAGGAGACGUCAACGAGUCCGAAGAUGCAUCCGCCGCGAAGAGCCGAACCCGCACGAAGAACAAGCGGAAGGCGGCAGCGGAAGAAGCCCGCAAAGAGAAGGCCAAGAAGGCCAAGAUCGAGGCCGAGAAGAACAGGAAGCAGAAGGAGUGGGAGAAGCUGUUGAAAUCAGUCGAGGACAAGAAAGACGAACUUAAGGAGUGCGAAGCGAACAUCAACGAGCUGGACGACGACCUCCGCGAGACCUUGGUUCAUCGCAGCAAGGUGCUGGGCAAGGACCGAUUCCUCAACAAGUACUACUGGUUCGAGCACAACGGAAUGCCAUUUGGUGGCGUCCCCAACAGCAGCACGGCAGAGUACGGAUACGCCAACGGUCGCAUUUGGGUGCAGGGACCGGACGCCGAAGAGCUACAGCCGUGUCUUGAAGAGCCGGCUCUGUCACAGGACAUGCAGCGAUUCAAGUUUACCAUCCCACAGCGAAAAGAGAAGGAGGAGGGGUCCACACAUCUCACCACAUCCAAGGAGUGGGCUUACUACGACGACCCUGAGGAUAUCGACAGGCUGAUUGGCUGGUUGGACGAACGCGGCCAUCGUGAGAAGCAGCUUCGCAAGGAGCUGCAGAUCUUCCGUGACCGCAUUGCGGAGUACAUGGAGAAGAUGAAGAAGCACCUCACGAAAGCGGUCAAGGCGGAGGAGGACGAGGAGGACGAGGACAGCAAGCCUCGAGUAUCAACGCGUGGCAAGGCGAACGCUGACAAGGAGGAAGUCAAGGACCGCUGCCUGCUCUGGACGAAUAGCAUCAUGCUUGACGAGUACGGCUACACACACGCCACCGAGUACGAGCCCCCUCGGAAGGGCAAGGCUAGGGUUGUCAAGACUGCUAAAAGCAAAGGCAGACGGUAGUUCGCCAGCGAUAGCAGUCGUGCGACGAUUACGGGUGUAUUGGUUGGUGUUUCGGCGUUGCAUGCGUACCAUCAGCAUGUACUGGGCAUUUUCUGGAGUUUGCACACGGGGAUGAGCAGCAUUGCGCUGCGUAUAGAGGUAUGGCGUUGUGGGAUGUACAGGACGUCAGCAACUGUCCACUUCUUUUCAGGCAAAGCGUAGGGUCGGAUUUGUUCGACGAGCACAUGGCUGCUACAACUGGGUAGCACUGUUAUUGUACAAUUAGACACGAUCAACUGCGCGUGUGCUCG
Messenger RNA from Boeremia exigua, 5087 nucleotides. RefSeq names its product ALG6, ALG8 glycosyltransferase family-domain-containing protein. Lineage: Eukaryota; Fungi; Ascomycota; Dothideomycetes; Pleosporales; Didymellaceae. Gene Ontology annotation, molecular function: hexosyltransferase activity. The transcript has 14 exons. Bases 166 to 4797 code for a protein of 1543 amino acids. The record is from RefSeq and is a predicted model, not a curated record.